AUUUGUCCAACAGCUCCAGAUAGUGUCCAAAGGUUCUGCAGCGUUGCUAACUGCUGAAACACCGUUUGCAAGCCGGAGUAACCGGAGAAGACCCACACAGGCAUAAGGAGAACAUACAAGCUCCACACAAAAACACCCCUGAUGGCUUCUGCAUGGCAAAGUGUCCUGUCUGUGCACCAGAGGAUAGUGGCCAAUGGAGACAGGAGGACUGACCCGUGGCUGCUGGUCUACUCCCCCGUCCCCGUGUCACUCAUCUUUCUGGUUUACCUCUGUGUGGUCUGGGCCGGCCCUCGGCUGAUGAAACACAGGGAACCCGUUGACCUCAAAGUCGUUCUCAUUGUUUACAACUUCGCCAUGGUCGGCCUGUCUGCCUACAUGUUCUAUGAGUUCUUAGUCACAUCAUGGCUCUCAAACUACAGCUAUCUCUGUCAGCCUGUAGAUUACAACACCAGCCCAUUGGCAAUGAGGAUGGCCAGAGUUUGCUGGUGGUUUUUCUUCUCCAAGGUCAUAGAGCUCUCUGACACGCUCUUCUUCAUCCUGAGAAAGAAGAACAGUCAACUGACUUUCCUUCAUGUCUACCACCAUGGCACCAUGAUCUUCAACUGGUGGGCGGGAGUCAAGUAUGUGGCCGGAGGACAGUCAUUCUUCAUCGGCCUGGUCAACACCUUUGUUCACAUAGUGAUGUACUCUUACUACGGCCUGGCUGCAAUUGGCCCUCACAUGCAGAAGUACCUGUGGUGGAAACGAUACCUAACGUCUCUGCAGCUGAUGCAGUUUCUGAUGUUCCUUGUGCACACGGGCUACAACCUGUUCACAGAGUGUGACUUCCCCGACACCAUGAACAUGGUGGUGUUUGGUUACUGUGUCACCCUCAUCAUCCUCUUCAGUAACUUCUAUUAUCAGAGCUACCUCAGCAAGAAGAAGCAGAAAUAAGACGCAGUGGUGAGGCGUUGACACACAAUCGAACACACUGAGGCUUUAAUGAGAGGCGCUUACGCGAUAGUGUGACAAAGUAUUUUGCACAGUGAGUCAAGUGUUCUGUGUCUGCAGUCCCCACCAGUGUCCACUAGAGGGCACAACAUGUCCACAGUGUGAAGGUUUUUCUAAUGGUCCUCAUCAACUGUCUGUUCUACACAAACUUGAACAUUGAAUAUUUUACAGACAUAUACAACUAAUGUGAACAAGCUCAGUCCUCUCUGCAUUAUUUUUAAUGUAAAAAUGACGAACAUGAUUGUUGUAAACAAACUGUACAUUUUAUACAUACAAUAAUAAAGUAGGUUGGUCUCUGCAUUAUUGCAGAAUUUAUUAGCCCAAACCCUCCUCAGUAAAUAAAUCCAAAAGCAAAAAACACAAAAUACAGAAAUGCAAACAUUUUUUUUCCACUGCUAAAACAACACGGCAAAAUGAUAUAUUCUUUUCUACACUUCAGUCUAAAGUAGAUUGAAACAUGUAGAUUAGAGAGGAAAAAACAUGGGAGGAGGGAAAGGUUUCAUUUAAAGUCCAUUCAGGGACUUUGUAGUGACUGAAGUUUAUGUAUUAAAGCUGAAAGAACUGUAUGUGUAAUCUCAGCCUGAUUGUACUGUAAGCGUGCAAGUCUUCGCACCAAGACAAAUUCUCUGUACAUGAUGAGUUCUUGGCCAAUAAAUGUGAUUCUGAAUCUAAGAAGGAAAGCUUAUGUCUCUUAUGGACCUCGAUGGGAAGAUAGUUUAAAAAGUCCUAAUAAGAAAAGGAAACUUCAAUGUAAUUUCUCCCUUCAUGUAAAAUGAGUAAAAAUCUGACCAAAAUGUUUUUUUGUUUUCUUCCUUCUUACAUAUUUCAAAUCUUUCUAACCCAGCGGUUCCCAGCUUGGAUGUCUGACCCCUAAGACAAAUCUGAAAGGUGUCAGAAUAAUUAAAGGGGACUUCCAGCAAUUUAGCAUUGUACUUUCAUUAUGUUAAGGGACAUGCAAGCGACAGAUUAAAAACAGAAGGGGCAAAAUCGAUCCAGUAGAGGUUGAGAUAUCCUGACUUUUAGUCUCUUGCUCCAAAAAAUGAUCCUGCUGAUCCUACAAUUCUCAUACUACAACUCGGCAGCGUCUUUGGGAAGACCCCUCCUGCAGGGUAAACACCUACAUAUCUAAAACUACACAUUCCAAGUUUAGAACAGAGGCUUUCUGUUAUAAAUCUGUAUCGAGCCCAAUCCCAAAUAACCAUGAUGACAUCACCAUGGCAUCAUUGAGGUUAUUUUCUCAGAGUUUAGUAAGCUUCCUUCACAGACACAGAAAACAUUUUACAUGUGUUUUAUAGGCUGUUUAGUACUUACUCCUCAGGACAAGUUAACUGAUCUUAAUGUGUAAAAUCAGUGUGUCCCUUUAACAGAAUCAGACAAUGCAUCAAUUUUUUGAUUUUUCCUCAAAUCUUUGCUCAUUUACUCAUGAAUUACUGAAUAAUUUUACAUCUGAAAAUGGUUCACAUAACACCUGGAAAAAUCACUUUUUGUUAUACUGGUGACAUUUUUGUUUUGAGGGGUCACGAUCCAUAAAGGUUAGGACUUAAACCAACUCUGCAUCUUGACUAUUCAGGUAGUGUAAGGUUAGUAGUCUCAACUGACUUCAAAGCUUUUUUUGUCUGUUGGUUUCCAGUAGGUCAGAAGAAUCUAUAAAUCAUUUUUGAUUCACUGUGUGAGCUAUAUUUUGCUGUUGGAAAAAAGAAAAAAAAAACGAAACAAGAACUAGAGAAGAAGUGAUCCGAGUGUGUAAAGAUGCAUGUGAAGGGAGUUGUACUGCAAAGUAGUAGAGUGGG
This is a messenger RNA of Seriola dumerili (greater amberjack), 2780 nucleotides long. RefSeq names its product elongation of very long chain fatty acids protein 4-like (gene elovl8b). NCBI's taxonomy places the organism in Eukaryota, Metazoa, Chordata, Actinopteri, Carangiformes, Carangidae. The coding region runs from base 142 to 933 and encodes 263 amino acids. Gene Ontology annotation, molecular function: fatty acid elongase activity. The record is from RefSeq and is a predicted model, not a curated record. Gene Ontology annotation, biological process: very long-chain fatty acid biosynthetic process; fatty acid elongation, polyunsaturated fatty acid; fatty acid elongation, saturated fatty acid. The transcript is spliced from 9 exons. Gene Ontology annotation, cellular component: endoplasmic reticulum membrane.